Molecule: messenger RNA, 324 nt
Organism: Dictyostelium purpureum
Lineage: Eukaryota; Evosea; Eumycetozoa; Dictyosteliales; Dictyosteliaceae
Exons: 2
Coding region: 51-269 (72 amino acids)
Source: RefSeq, a predicted model, not a curated record
UUUUUUUAUUAUUCAAUUUACUUCAAUUGUCAAUUAAAUAAAAUAUAAUUAUGUCCACAACUGGAGCUUUACAAACAAAUAUUGGAAGGCCACGUAUUCCAAGAAUACCUAUUUGCCACUUUUGCAAAACUACCACAUCCAACGAAUGGUGGAGAAGAGCUAUUAUGGUAAAUGGAGUAAGGGUCAUUGUGGAUAAAUGUCAAAAAUGUUAUUAUCCACGUUUGUCUCAAAAUAGAAUAGAAAUGUUAAUACCUCGUAAUACUAGAUGAAAUAAAUGAUUGUUAAUUAAAAGUUUUUUUAUUAAAAAAAUAAAAUAUUUAAUUU